GUGAGGCUGCGAUCUGAACGAUCCAGAAGCGCAAUGCUCUGCACUCCCUCUCCAUCUCAUCUGAUGCUCGGACUUUGUGAUUGGACAUCCUGAGAAGGAUGACUGGGAAAACUCAAACCAGCAAUAUAACAAACAAGACAGAUCCUCGCUCUCUGAAUUCCAGGGUGUUCAUUGGUAACCUUAACACUGCUGUGGUCAAGAAAACUGACAUUGAGCUAAUUUUUGCCAAGUAUGGUAAGAUCACCGGCUGCUCUCUGCACAAGGGGUUUGCUUUCGUCCAGUAUGCCUGCGAGAGGAACGCUCGCUCAGCUGUGGUUGGUGAGAACACCAGGGUGCUUGCUGGACAGACUUUGGACAUUAACAUGGCUGGAGAGCCUCGUCCUUACAGGCCAAAAGUUGGAUCCAAGCGUCCCUUCUCCUUAUACAGUGGCUAUGAAUUUGAUUAUGAUUUCUACAGGAAUGAUUUCUAUGCCAGUAUUUUUGACAUUCGUGGGCGAUUAGCACCAUCACCUCGGGCUGCGAUACCUAUCAAGCAUUCCCGCUUGGUUGCAUUCUCAACACGCAGGACGAAAAACUCUUUCCAGCCAAAGAUGUCCACCUGCUCUUCUCUAAGAAGGCUGUCUUCAGUGAAAUCUGAUCAGCUCCUGACAAUCAAGAAAGAACUGUCUCAGAUCAAGAUUAAGAUUGACUCUUUACUGGGAAGGCUUGAGAAGAUUGAACGGAAGCAGUUAGCAGAAGCAGAAGCCCACUGGAAACACGAGAAGGCCUUUCGAUCUCUCUAUAGUGAGAUCGAAGAAAAUUCUGGAGAAGAUAUGGAUCAAGAAAGGGGGUCCUGGGACGUGACAGAUGAAGGUGAUGAUGGAUACAAAGAGCUGAUAGAAAACCCAAUAUCAGAUGUAGACAACUGAACAAGGACUGAGAGUGCAUCAUGUUUGGAAGAUAUCUAGCUAGAAUUGUUGGCAUUUCCAUGUCACACUGUUUAUUUAUUAAUUACUGUAAUGUAUGUAUGUAUGUAUGUAUGUAUGAAUGUAUAAAUGUAUGU
Molecule: messenger RNA, 1042 nt
Organism: Pimephales promelas (fathead minnow)
Lineage: Eukaryota; Metazoa; Chordata; Actinopteri; Cypriniformes; Leuciscidae
Gene: ralyla
Product: RALY RNA binding protein like a
Cellular component (GO): nucleus
Molecular function (GO): RNA binding
Source: RefSeq, a predicted model, not a curated record